Messenger RNA from Aplysia californica (California sea hare), 1018 nucleotides. RefSeq names its product glutamine synthetase-like. Gene Ontology annotation, molecular function: glutamine synthetase activity. The transcript has 6 exons. Bases 1 to 987 code for a protein of 328 amino acids. Gene Ontology annotation, cellular component: membrane; cytoplasm. Lineage: Eukaryota; Metazoa; Mollusca; Gastropoda; Aplysiida; Aplysiidae. The record is from RefSeq and is a predicted model, not a curated record.
AUGCAGGGUCUCCGACAGAGGACAAUGACAGCCAACAUUAUGAGGCAUCGUCUGCGUGCUGCUACCAACACGGCGGUGAGCUCCCAGACCAUUCGGCGUCCUCUGCAUGCUGCCAACAUCCGUACCAGGUGUCCAAACAAGAAAUCUAAGCUGACCGCAGGACACCAGGAUUUCUUUUUGGAACUUCUAAAUGAACUCAAGCAGAUGAAUGUGCUGACAGAAACCCUGCAGCCUGAGUCUAACAACGAAUUUUUCGAAGUCACGCUUAAUGUGGCCGAAGGCAUAGAGGCCGCUGAUGGCACAGCACAGUUCAAAAGUCACGUGAAAACAUUCUCCAAGAGAAAAGGUUACGUUGCUUCCUUUAUGUCAAAGGCAGAUGAAAUAGCGCAUUACGGGACAGGAUUUCACUUCAAUCAUUCGCUUUGGACAUUUGAUGGGGCAAAUGUGCUAUUUGACAGCUCAAAGGAAGAUCAGCUGUCAGAUGUGGCACGGCACUGGAUCGCUGGACUUGUCAAACAUGGACCUGGUCUGACAGCUCUUUGUAUGCCCACGGUGAACUGUUACCGGCGUAUUGGAAAGGAACGUCUUCCAACAAGGAGCGAUUGGUCUGUGCUGGACAGGAAUGCGACUUUCGUUGUGCGGAAAACCCGCAAGAACAACAUCUACGUAGAGGACAGACUCCCCAGCUCAGCCGGAAAUCCUUAUCUGGUCAUGGCUGCCACAGUGGCCGCCGGUAUAGACGGGAUCAGGAACAAGAUACCCCUGCAAAAUAAGACAGAAGAUUUCUGUGUCCUUCCACCGGACCUUGAGACAGCCUUGACCUGCCUACAAGAGGACGCUGUGCUGGUGGGUGCCCUGGGCAAAGACCUGGUCGAACUCUUUGUGGCAACCAAAACAAUGGAGAUCCAUCACCUUAAGAGUAUGGGGCAGACCAGCGGCACAGACAGCUUUCAGAACGAGUAUCAUCUUUACUUUCAAAAUGCUUAAUGUACUUGAGAUAAGUAUUGCUCUCUAGAAG